AUUACAUCAAAUAAAUACUAAAUAGCCGAACCACUUUCGCUCUAAAUUUGAAAAAAAAAAGUUGAUCGAAGUUAUUAAAGAUUUAGCCGACCCGACUCAGCUGCGAGUCCAUGGCCAUGUCAUUUGGAAAUUUCUAGCAUCACAUUACAGUCCCACCAAUUGAGACUCGUGUGCGUGCCGGUGACUUUGGUUGGUUUGGUUGACAGUUGAUCGUUGAAUUAGGCCUAAGUAACGACAGUUACGUUGAUGAAUUCAGCUCAUUCAUUCUUCAGUUCACUCACCUCAGGAGGCAGAUCACCCUGUUUGAUAUGUAAAUAGAGACCAUGGCCGAGGAACUGAUUUCAACCCCCAGACUAACUGACAAUGGGCUUGACAACUGUGUUACUCCAGAGAGUUGGGAGAUGCGACCCGAAGCCAUUACUCCUGGGAAGCAUCUGCAAAUUUUGACCCCUAAUGACCAGGCAGAGACAAUGCCUUGUACCGGUGAUGAUGGCCGUUCAUAUUCUUUCAGUGGGUUCAUGGAAUUUGACAUGUAUGAAACACCACCGGGGGCACAACUAUAUAGAGAUCAAUGUACUGAUGACAUUUUAUGUAUGUCUUAUCAAGAAAUGGAUACUCCAAGCAAAGCGGAUGUUGCUUCUCCUGAGUCCCGCGCUGGAACACCUGAUGAAAUGGUCAACUUACCUGAAAACCCUCCACUUCAAGCUGAUAAUGAAGAAGGCUAUUUUGCAUACAAGGGUACACAAAAUAAUACCGAGAUUGCAUUGACUCGUGGUGAGCCUUCACUUGAAGCUUAUGAGGAAGGAGGCUAUUCUCCAAGCAGGGAUGUCCAGGAUAAUACUGAUAUUGCUUUGAAUGGUGAAGUUCAAAAUUGUGAGUAUGAAACUAAAAACAAUGCUGAGGAGUUUAUCAAGCUUGGGGACAGUGGUUUGCAGAGUUCUCUCAAUGAAAAUGAAAUAGACAGUCAGCAACUUAAACAACAUGAAGUUGAGGAAUGUAUCCUGGAAAGAUUAGACCAGCAGAAUUAUCCUGAACAAGAAGAUGAAGUUGGAGAGAUAACUCCAAUAGCACUGCCUGCAAUGAACCACCAAACUUUCAAAAAUGAACCUCAGCCAUCACCUAAAGUUGAUUCACUACAUGGCUCAUAUCUCCUUAACUGUAAUUUAUCCCCAGCUUUUAUCGAUACCCAAACAGCAGAAGUAUGCCACUCAGAAGAGACAACAGAAUAUCAUACAGAAUACCCAAAUUGUCUUACUGGAAAAGAUACAGAAGAUUGCAAGGUUGAAUGCCAAGGGGAACCAGAAGUACCACUGAAAUCUUCACCUUUUCUUUCAGAGAAUGCAAUCUCUUCUCUCAUUUCGAUGGGGGUUCCCCGAGAUGCUGAUGAGAUGGAUCAACUUGCAGACUUCCUCAAUAUGGAUGACCCCUUCACUGAACCUGUAGUAUCUCUAACUUCAGCUGGUUCAUGCACAGUUCAAUCAAGUGACAUUACUUCUGAAGUAAUGAAUAGUGUUCCCAUGGAUGUUGAAAAAAUUGUAAGCCCACCGGCACCAUCCAAAAGGAAAAAGAGACGAAAGAAAGUUGUUACAGUCACUGAAAGACGGAGAUCUGUCAGGAUUGCUAGAAGAGAGUCUCUGCUGAAUUCACCUGAUGUUGGUCUAGCCAAAGGUACUUCUGGGAUAUUACCAACCUGUGAUCAGAAAAUUAUAAGAGAAAGUGUAAUAGGUAAUUUCCAGGAAGACCACAAAGAUCACGAUGAAUCACGAGGUGUCAUUCAUCAGGAAGUGGGGGAGAGCAGCUCUGCAUUGAAUUAUAUGGAGAUCAACACUUUAGAUUCCAGGCCAAUGAUAGAACCUAUCACAGUGACGGAACCUGGAGAUGCUAAAGAAUUGGGACAUUUGAAAAUUGAUUUACCCAUGACUCAAAAGAGGAAGAAAAAAGCCAACAGUGGAAGAAGAAGAUCAGUAAGGUUAUUGAAACAAGAUAAAGACAAUGAAGAUAACGACAUUGAAGCUGUUGCCAAAAAGCCUGUAGGAGACAAGGAAGAAACAAAGUGUGACAGUGUUUUCUUGGCAAAUUUUGCUGACUUUGGAUUGGGCGAUGAUUGGAUGCCGGGAGAGAUGUUUGGUGAAAGCCAGUUUGCCAAGACACCAAGGGAUAAAUCUUCUAGAAGAAAGUCGGCUCGCUUGAGUGGGGUCCAUAUUCCACUCUUAGAACUUAAAAGCAAGUCAGAGGUGAAAGUCUAUGGAGUAGACCAAGCCUGUUACGCUGAUGUCCCUGAUGUUUCAAUGGGGAAUGCACAUGUACCAGACCCUGCAUUAACUCUCUUAUCCACACCUCCUCCCAUGAUCAGUGUUUCACAGCUGUUUCAGGAUUCUGUUGAAAGUAACAAUGAAAAUAUCACAGAGGUUUCUCUUCAGAAACAAGAUACAAUCAAACCAUCAAAAAGGAAGAAGAAGGGAUCGUGCUCUAAAAGGAGAAGAUCUAUACGACUUACCAAGAAGCCAGAGGAAGAGCCAAGAUGUGUUACAGAUUACAAGCAAGAAAACUGGAACGCGGCGCCCAUCAAGAAGGCUGCUACAAAUUACAAAAGAAAGGAAAUUGCACCUGAUGUUUUACGAGAAGUGAAGGUUACAAGCUGUGAUAACAUCUUCCAGGAGCCAUUGACAGAAGGAGAGCUGUUCACCGGUCUGAAACCACAUGUGGAUGAUGUUCCAAUGGAUUCAGAUGAUUGCUAUGGAGAGUCAUCAGAGGUCAUGGACUUCCAAAAAGUGGUGGUGAAAUCAAAUGUGAAAAGAGAUACACCUCUCAUGGGUAGGAAGAGGGUCUCCAGGAUCUCAGAGAAGGACAAAGAAAUAGAUGAUGCCAUUGCACAAGAGCAAAGUUGUCCAAAGAAAAGAACUCCCGCUGAGAAACAGGGUGAUCCGGAACAAGAUCAUCAACAGCCACCUGAAGAUAUUGCUGAAGGGAUUGAAGGAUCAAGUGACAAUAAUUUUCGGGUCUCAAAUAAGGUUAAAUCUUUGUAUCUUAAAAAAGGAGCAGCAGGUACGAAGAAGCACAACUUAGAGACAAUCUUUGAGAGUCCAAAGAAAAGAGCGACAGGCACUCCUGUGAAUCUCCUAGGAAAGAAGAAAUUGAAGCGAAGUGUUGUAUUCACUGAGACACCAUGGUUGGGGAGGACGGGAAGAACAAAGGGCAGGAAAGUUAAAAAGGGAAAACAAGUGAAAAGAGUACUGAGCAGUACAGUAGAGAAGAGCUGGAAGCUUGAUUUAAGACUAUCUGAUCUGAAUAUCCUAUCGAUAUGAAAUAUCAAAGAAAAUUUAAAAACCAUCUAAACUUAAUAUUGUAUUGUUUUCAUAUAUUUGUUAUCAACUUAUUAUUAUUAGUAUUAUUACAAUCUCUUUGGAGAAUUUUGACUUCCAGAAGGUAAAUUAUACACAUCUUGCAUAAUCUGUUGUUAGAAAUAUCUCCAAUAUAGGUGACUUUUCAAUUUUUAGAAGGUUGACUUUUGCAGAGUUGAUUGAUAUUGUUAUUAUCAUCAUUAUAUUUUUUAUCAUUAUUAUGAAUAUUAUCAUCUUUAUUAUUUUUCAUGUCUAAAAUCUAUGAUUAUCUAGGCCUUAGUGAGAAUCGAUGUUAGAGAGGACCUACAUGCAAGCGGGAGUUUUGAACAAUGGGAGAUAACAAAAGAAUUCUCCUUUAAAAUUUUCAUGUCAAUUAAUAAGAAUGAUAAAUAUCAAUAGGCUAUUUGGUAGUAUUUUUAUUAGUAUAUAAAGAAGUUGUCUAAUACAAUCAUGUGUUUGAGCUACACAAAUACUCUGUCCAUUGAACCCAUUUACAUAUUCAGGUGACAUCAGAGUUGCCAACCCUUACAGAAUUUAAUGAGAUGUGUUCUAAUGUACAUUCAUUGUAAAUUUCCCGAUUGAAUGACUGAGCGAAAACCUUUUAAUAUGUUUUGUCUCGUAAGAAAACAUUUGGUUCAGCCGUUUGGUUAUUCACAUUGUUAUUUCUUAUCUGAUUAAUAUUCCGUAAUGGUAGGCAUCUCUGUGACAUGUAGAUUUUUUGUCUUUUUUUGAUGUAACAAUAUUUGGGAUAUCUGUUGCUAUUGUUUCUGAAAAAAAAAAUAUUGGAAUGCUUUUGUAUGUGUAUGUCUUUGCACAUUCUGUCUCUAUUGGAUUUUUAAAAAAUCUGAGAAUAUUUUGAUUAAUCCACCCACAAGAUUAUAAAUGGUCAAAUUUAUAGUGAUCAUGUCACUUAUUUUCUUUUAUCAUUGUAAUUUGUAAUUACGCAUCUACUGGUGUCACAAAAAGAGAAACUUCUCACCAUCAGUAGAUUGACAACUUUGUUCAAUAUUGUGCUACACUUGGGUUUGAGAAGUCAAACAUCAGGAGAUUCAUACAAGAUGAUCAGUAAAUCAAAAUCCUUUACAUGUGGAGAAUCAAAAUGAUGAUCAUAUCAAUCGAAUUAUAAUAGAAACAUAUUCAUGUGAAUUGUUUUCAGAGGGUGGUUAAAAGAUAUUGCAGGAAUAAGUUACUAAUAAUUUAAUAUCUAAUAACUUUAGAGAGGUGCCAAGAUUUGUAUUCCAUUACCAUGCUCUGUACAUCUCAUGUAUAAAGGUGUAAUUUGUUAAGACAGGAAAAUUAAUUCUCUUUAAUACUCUUUAUAAUUAUAUUGAUUCUCAUGUAAAUAUACAUAUUACAAAAAGUAAAUUCAGCUUAAAUCAAAAUGGAUAACUAUCAAAAGAAAAGGAUUUGAGCAAAAAUUUUCCAAAAAUUUAUUUAUCUGUAAAAAUGAAAUUGAUCCAUCAGUUUAUGCAUGAGUGAGCAGACAUUAAUGGCAAAUUUGCCAUUCUAUGGAUUUUAUUAUAGGGCAGGUCCAA
Messenger RNA from Lytechinus pictus (painted urchin), 4876 nucleotides. RefSeq lists its product as uncharacterized. The transcript is spliced from 3 exons. The record is from RefSeq and is a predicted model, not a curated record. Lineage: Eukaryota; Metazoa; Echinodermata; Echinoidea; Temnopleuroida; Toxopneustidae. The coding region runs from base 324 to 3305 and encodes 993 amino acids.